CAGCAGAUUACACUAAUUAAUUAUCGGAAUUAUCUAAAUCUCAUUCUCUAAAUCUACUCAACAAAAUCUUAGGGUUCCGAAUUUACUAGUAUUUUUUCUUUAGCUCUGAAGCCUCUCCGUGCAAGUAGCAUGUACUAGAGGUACUGCAGAAGACUUGCGAAAGGCGGACAUUAGACCCUAAUUUUGUGAAAAUGAGCCAAGCUGUUCAAGGGGACAACUCCACCGCCCCUGUUGCCCUUCCUUUGAAGCGAAGAAGGGGUCGCCCUCGUAAAGAUCCUAGCCUAAAGCGUGUAGGUCGACCUCAAGUUCCUCCACGUUUUGAGCUAGUGCAAGAGAUCCAACCACAGCAAGUAAAUAGAACAGAUGGGAUGAUAGGUCAGGCUGUUACAGGUGUUGUUGAGGCUGCAUUUGAUGCUGGUUAUUUGCUUAGUGUUAGAAUUGGCGACUCCAAUACGAACUACAGGGGUGUUGUUUUUAAGCCAGGACAUUAUGUUCCUGUCACAGCAGCAAAUGAUGUAGCCCCACAUGUUCAGAUGAUUAGAAGAAACGAGGUCCGUCCUCCUGCUGAAAACCAAAUUCAAGUUUAUGGCCAAAGGGCUGAGCGGAAUGGAUUGCUUAAUGUUGGAUCUAGGUCCUCAAAAAAUAAACAGGUAGUACCACAUCCUUCAGUCCCUCCAGUGGGUGCCAGAGGCACAGUGGUUCCUGUUGUGCUACAACCUGUCAAUUUAACAAAUGGAUUAGCAUCUAGCCAAAAUCCUGCACACCAAGCUUCUAAUAUGGAGUCUGCAAGAGAGAGAGAGGUCCAGAUGGUUGCGCCAUUAGCUAUGCUGCCACCUGACGGAUCAGUAACCUGUGGUCAGGUACCACCGAUACCAACUCGUGAAACAUUUCCUUCACAAACUCAAGUUAGCGACAAAGUGGCAGUAGGUGCUGGGCAGAAAGAGGGUGGCUCUCAUAGCAAGGGAACAGAAGUUGUGCAACGGAAAGAGGUGAAACCAAUUUUAUCAACCAACGUUAGCAUACCUGUUGAAGUAACCAAGGGGUCUCAAGGAUCUGCUCCGCCAGCGAAAACAGAUACGAGAAAUAAUGAGGCCUCUCAUGAGUUGUCAGCAGAACAGUCACCUGUAGGACCCAAACGAGAUAUUCGUGACAUGAAUCAGGUUCCCUCGGCAGAACCAACUGAACCUGUAAAUCCCUCUCUUCAUACCCAGGCUAUAUCUGUUUCAAAGCCGUUAAUGAAUUAUGGGACUGGCAGGAUGACUGAACUUUUACAGGCUGUGCAGGAAAAUCUGAUGGAGAACCAGCUGCUUCGUGCUGGAGAAUCAGGUCUCGGUGUGACAACUAUCCCAAAAACUGAUAGCAGUAUAGAGGAGACUAGUGUUCAGUAGAUCUGGCAGAUUGUAUAGUGCUACUAUGUAUUUAACUACCUUAUGAAAUUGCAGCUGGUCCUUACGUGGAAUUAGUCGGAUGGCGGAUGCGAAAAGACCAUAAAAUAGGAAGCAGCUCCGGCAUAACAUAAAGCCCGUCUCUUUUAUGUUUAUAAAUUCAGACUAGAAAUAUGCAUAUUAUUAAACGCUUGUGGGAACUGUUUAUAAUGGUAUAUUAUCAUCUCCGUACAUGUGUCUGCCUUGCAAUUCUAUUGAAUAAUUAUACUAUGUGGCUAUGUCAAGGUUGCCAAAUUAAGCAAAGGUGACCACUUGAUAUUAUA
Messenger RNA from Nicotiana tabacum (common tobacco), 1708 nucleotides. RefSeq lists its product as uncharacterized. The record is from RefSeq and is a predicted model, not a curated record. NCBI's taxonomy places the organism in Eukaryota, Viridiplantae, Streptophyta, Magnoliopsida, Solanales, Solanaceae.